Messenger RNA from Hirundo rustica (Barn swallow), 2179 nucleotides. It is a transcript of the gene GGA1, whose product is annotated as golgi associated, gamma adaptin ear containing, ARF binding protein 1. Gene Ontology annotation, molecular function: small GTPase binding; ubiquitin binding; phosphatidylinositol binding. Gene Ontology annotation, cellular component: trans-Golgi network. The transcript has 17 exons. Lineage: Eukaryota; Metazoa; Chordata; Aves; Passeriformes; Hirundinidae. Gene Ontology annotation, biological process: vesicle-mediated transport; intracellular protein transport. The record is from RefSeq and is a predicted model, not a curated record. The coding region runs from base 117 to 2117 and encodes 666 amino acids.
UUCCGGGUCUUUGUGUCCAGACGGUUCGGGACUCUUCAUGGCGCGGCCGCGCCGGGCCCGGCGGGAGGGCGGCGGUGGAGCGGCGCUGCCCCGGUGAGGAGCCGUGGGCCGCCGACAUGGAGCCCGAGACGCUGGAAGCGCGCAUCAACAAAGCCACAAACCCCCUGAACAAGGACCUGGACUGGGAUGGUAUCAAUGCGUUCUGUGAGCAGCUCAAUAAGGAGCUAGAGGGUCCUCCACUUGCCACCCGACUUCUUGCCCACAAGAUCCAGUCUCCACAGGAAUGGGAAGCUAUCCAGGCCCUCACGGUGCUGGAGUCCUGCAUGAAGAGCUGUGGCAAACGCUUCCACGAUGAGGUGGGCAAGUUCCGCUUCCUCAAUGAGCUCAUCAAGGUGGUGUCCCCUAAGUAUCUUGGCAGCCGGACAUCAGAAAAAGUGAAGUCAAAGAUCCUGGAGCUGAUGUACAGCUGGACCUUAGGGCUGCCUCAUGAGGUGAAGAUAUCCGAAGCCUACCAGAUGCUGAAGAAACAAGGGAUUGUGAAGUGUGACCCAAAACUUCCUGAUGAUGCUCCUUUUCCACCGCCUCCUCCUCGACCCAAGAACAUCAUCUUUGAUGAUGAAGAAAAAUCCAAGACACUGGCACGCCUCCUGAAAAGUUCCCAUCCUGAGGAUCUCCGGGCUGCCAACAAGCUCAUCAAGGAGAUGGUUCAGGAGGACCAAAAGCGCAUGGAGAAGAUCUCCAAGAGGGUGAAUGCCAUUGAGGAGGUGAACAACAACGUGAAGCUGCUGACAGAGAUGGUGACAAACUACAGCAAGGGGGAGACAACGGAAAGCAAUGAGGACCUAAUGAAGGAGCUGUAUCAGCGCUGUGAGCGCAUGAGGCCCAUGCUUUUCCGGCUCGCUAGUGACACAGAAGACAAUGAUGAAGCUCUAGCGGAGAUUCUGCAAGCCAAUGACAAUCUGACCCAGGUGAUCAAUCUCUACAAGCAGCUUGUACGGGGAGAAGAGAUCAAUGGAGAGCUGGUGGCCAGUCCCCUUCGAGGCAGCAGCUCAGCGCUUCUAGAUCUGUCUGGCCUGGAGCUUCCAGCAACAUGCCCUUCCUACCCAGCCUUGCCCACCCUUUCAGGUGGCUCAGCAGUUCCUGUGCCUGACCAAACUGGCUCUGUCUCCUUGCUGGAUGAUGAACUCAUGUCUUUAGGCCUCAAUGACCCAGCACCACAUCCUGUCCAGGCUGGUGACAGCAGUGGCUGGAACAGCUUCCAGUCAUCCGACAGCAGUGAGCUCAGUAUCACCCCUAUCAAGGCAACACCACCAGUCAAAGCAGAUGCUAGUGCAUCUUCUCCCAAACCGUCUCCUAGCAGCAUUGGCCUGGAUGACCUGGACCUCCUGGGCAAGACACUGCUGCAGCAGUCUUUGCCUCCAGAAUCUCAGCAAGUGCGAUGGGAGAAGCAGCAGCCACCCCCUCGGCUCACCCUGAGGGAUCUGCAGAACAGGAGCAGCUCUGGCACCACAGCCCACAAUCCCAGUGCUCCGCCUGUGCUCCAGAGUAUUUCCCCUAACCCCACGCUGCCUCUGACCUCAGAGCUGCCUGCCCCUGCUACACUUGGAAAAGCUGCCACCACACCAGCAGGAAGUACUGCAAUCCCACCACGGCCUCCUGCCACUGCGCUGCCCCAGGAGAUCUCGCUGGCCAACAUCACUGUGCCUCUGGAGUCAAUCAAACCCAGCAGCAUCCUCCCUGUGACAGUAUAUGAUCAGCACGGCUUCCGUGUCCUCUUCCACUUCGCUAAGGAUGCCCUGCCCGAGAGGCCUGAUGUGCUUGUGGUGGUGAUUUCUAUGCUUAGCACGGCCCCGCAGCCCAUCCGCAAUAUUGUCUUUCAGUCUGCCGUCCCCAAGAUAAUGAAGGUGAAGCUACAGCCUCCCUCAGGCACAGAGCUGCCAGCAUUUAAUCCCAUUGUCCACCCCAGUGCCAUCACCCAAGUUCUGCUGCUCGCUAACCCGCAGAAGGAGAAAGUGAGGCUACGGUACAAACUGACCUUCACCAUGGGAGAGCAAACCUACAAUGAAAUUGGGGAUGUGGACCAGUUUCCGCCACCAGAAUCCUGGGGAAACCUCUAGGGCCACAUAUUGCAGGCACUACACUGAAGAUUCCUUGUAGGGCUGGAGCAGCCAGAGGAAAU